Messenger RNA from Pelodiscus sinensis (Chinese soft-shelled turtle), 990 nucleotides. Lineage: Eukaryota; Metazoa; Chordata; Testudines; Trionychidae. The record is from RefSeq and is a predicted model, not a curated record.
AUGCAAGUGCAGGAGCCGGAAGCCGUGUGCACGGACCUGAAGAACGUCUACAACAUCCCUAACAUCGAUAUUAUCGAUCUUCUAAGGAAAUUCAAAGUGGACGUGACUCUGGACCCGGACACGGCUCACCCCAACCUCAUCCUGUCCGAGGACAAGAUGAGCGUGACCCACGGCGCCACACGGCAGGAGCUGCCCGAGACUCCUGCACGCUUUGACCCCUAUCUCCUGGUGCUGGGUUCCCGGACGAUCACGUCGGGGAAAUGCUACUGGGAGGUGGAGGUGGGAGACAAACAGGAGUGGGAUGUGGGGGUGUGCAGGGACACGGUGACCCGCAAGGGGCAGGUCGUGAUGUCCCCUAGCAAUGGAUUUUGGAGAGUUUGGUUGAGGAAUGGAGACCAAUACAAGGCCGUGAUCUCCCGCCCCACCCUCCUCGAGGUGGGCGUGCGGCCCAGCCGGGUGGGGGUUUUCCUAGACUAUAAGGCAGGCGAGAUCUCGUUUUACAACGUGACGGACCGGACCCAUCUGUACUCCUACGGCGCGGCCUUCUACGGGGCCCUACGGCCUUUUUUCAGCCCUGGCCUCCAGCAGGGAGGGGGAAACGCCACCCCGCUGACAAUCUGCCCAAAGUCUCAGGGCUAGAGCCGAGGGGGGUGACAGACACACACAAGGAAUCCGCAGUUGAUGGACCUCACCUCCAUCCUCUUUUUGCGGAAAGCUGCUCGAGUCUUGCUCAUCAUAACAUCCCCCGGCGAGGAGUUCCACAGGUUAACGUAGUGCCGCGUGCCAAAGGCAAGAGUAGAUGUGGUGCCAUGUGGUGCCACGGGGGUGGGAGGUACUGAAUGGGGGUAUGUGUUGAUUGCUGAAGGGAUUUCUGGGAGAAUGCCCCGCCCCCUAAAAAAUAUGUCGGGAAAUGACAACACAUUUGGCUAACUCAGUGGUUCCCAAACUUUUCGGCUUCACGCCCCCUUUUUGGUUAUUGAGAAACCCUGG